GACGUCUGGUAGUUGUCAGAAAAUUCUUCAAUCACUAUGUCAAGCGACACAGAUGUUUCUCUUUCUUCAUAUGAUGAAGAUCAGGGAUCUAAACUUAUCCGAAAAGCUAGAGAGGCACCAUUUGUCCCCAUUGGAAUGGCAGGUUUUGCAGCAAUCGUUGCAUAUGGAUUAUAUAAGUUAAAGAACAGGGGAAAUACUAAAAUGUCUGUUCACCUGAUCCACAUGCGCGUGGCAGCCCAAGGCUUUGUUGUGGGAGCAAUGACUCUUGGUAUGGGCUAUUCCAUGUAUCGAGAAUUCUGGGCAAAACCUAAACCUUAGAAGAGGAGAUGCUGUCUUGUUCUUGUUGGUGGUGCUUGCUUUAGUUAGACAUCUCACAUUGAGGUUAUAUGUUUACGUUGAAAAUAAAUUGUUUGGGUCAGACAAUUACAUGGGAAUUUGAAUACUGGCUUC
Messenger RNA from Hippopotamus amphibius kiboko, 450 nucleotides. Its product is annotated as HIG1 domain family member 1A, mitochondrial. Gene Ontology annotation, cellular component: mitochondrion. The transcript has a single exon. The coding region runs from base 37 to 318 and encodes 93 amino acids. Lineage: Eukaryota; Metazoa; Chordata; Mammalia; Artiodactyla; Hippopotamidae. Gene Ontology annotation, biological process: mitochondrial respirasome assembly; negative regulation of apoptotic process. The record is from RefSeq and is a predicted model, not a curated record.